Molecule: messenger RNA, 550 nt
Organism: Funneliformis geosporum
Lineage: Eukaryota; Fungi; Glomeromycota; Glomeromycetes; Glomerales; Glomeraceae
Source: the annotation of a GenBank genome assembly
AUGGGUGUGAGGAUUGGAAUCGGGUUUUGCACAAAAUCAGCUAGCCUAAAUACAUUGCCAGGCUGGGAAGAUAGUUCGUGGGGAUAUCAUGGUAAUGAUGGAAAGUUGUAUUUUAAAAAAUAUGACCAUCCAUAUGGACCAAAAUUUAUGACCGGUGAUACUAUCGGAUGUUGUUUAAACUUUAAAAAUAAUACAUCAUUUUAUACAAGAAACGGAGUGAAUCUAGGAAUUGCAUUCCGAGAUUUGAAAAAUGCUUUGUAUCCUUGUGUUGGAAUGUUGUCACCAGGUGGAUCUGUAGGAGCAAACUUUGGCUAUAGAAAGUUCAAAUAUACAGGAUUAUGUAAACCAGUAGAAUAUUUUCAAUCAUCUAAAAAUAAUGAUAUUUAUGGUGUUUUACCAUUUAUAGCACCUGAAGUUUUAAGAGGUCAACCUUAUACUUUAGCUAGUGAUAUAUAUAGUUUUUCUACAAUUAUGUGGGAAUUCAUAUCUGAAAUUUCUCCAUUUGAUAAUGAAGCUCAUGACUUUCAACUUAGCUUAGAUAUUUGUAAAG